AUGGAUUCAGCAGGGAAACAGACGAUGCUUCUCUUAGUCCUCCUGCUUUUGGAGCUAACAACAUGCAUUGCAAGAGAUCUAUCAAGCAAAGGAUCGAGAGGAAAGCUGUAUCCUGAGAAACCUCCUGUUAAGACUAUCAAGGUCGCAUUUCUUAUUAGAGAAGAUGGAGAAUUGAUCGAUUGCAUAGACAUUUACAGCCAGCCAGCUUUCGGCCAUCCAGCACUUAAGAAUCACACGAUUCAGAUGGAACCGAGCUCAGGUGCAGAAGGGAUAGCGAGAAGGGAGACUUCAGAAGGCAAGGGAAAUUGGUGGAGAAGUAGGUGCCCUCCGGGCACGGUCCCCGUCCCAAGGCCUCCAAGCCCCAUCUCACCCUUUUUUACCUCCAAAUUUGUUGAUCGAAAGGGAUACCUUCACGAGCACGCCUACUUGUAUGAACGUGGAGUGUUCCAUGGAACCGAAGCAAGAUUCAACGUGUGGAACCCGCAGACGGAGGGGCAAAACGGAGAAUUCAGCCUCGCUCAACUGUGGAUUGUCAAUGACAGUUCAGAUUGGAACUCCAUUGAAGCUGGUUGGCAUGUAUUUCCAUCCUUAAAUGGGGACAGUCAGCCGCGGCUGUUCGUGUAUUGGACGAGAGAUAAUUACGGAAGCACAGGAUGCUACAAUCUCAAGUGCCCCGGAUUCGUUCAAGUGAGUGAUCAAAUAUCUCCAGUUAUGGCGAUAUCCCCAGUUUCAGCAUAUGAAGGCGAACAAUUAUUCAUCGAUCUUCUAGUCUUCAAAUUGGGAGUGGGUCCACAGUUUGAUAUGGGACUUAUGAACUCCUCUUCAGUCUUGACUCCUGCAAGAAACAGCUGUGUGGAAUUUUCCUACAAUUGGCAAAAGAUUCAACGGAAGCCCCCAAAUAUAACCGCAGCAAAUUUACUGGAAUGGGGAGGGGAGGUGUCCAGGUGGGCCAACGGCCCCCGCCUGGCCACCAAGAUGGGAAGCGGCCAUUUUCCGAGCGAAGGCCGCGACGGCAUAUCUUGCUCUGUGAAGAACAUUGAAUGUUUGAAUGCAACAACCAAUGCCUUCGUCCAGCCAACUGCUGCUGUUGCAGUCGCAAAAGUCAGGAAUUGCUAUGAUAUCAAUAAUGUUGGCAGCACGGCCACUGAUGGAUAUGUCAUUUACUUCGGGGGGCCAGGCAAAAGCGAUAUAUGCCAGUGA
Molecule: messenger RNA, 1200 nt
Organism: Nymphaea colorata (pocket water lily)
Lineage: Eukaryota; Viridiplantae; Streptophyta; Magnoliopsida; Nymphaeales; Nymphaeaceae
Exons: 8
Coding region: 1-1200 (399 amino acids)
Source: RefSeq, a predicted model, not a curated record